AUGAAAUUUGAUCUGUCUUUCUGGAUUACAAGCUUGUAUUACACGAUUUGUAGAGCGAGUGGUGGCGGUGACAAAGGUGGUUUUAAUCGUGGUGGACGAGGUGGCUUUGGACGGGGAGGUGGAAGAGGAGGCUUCAACAGAGGCGGAUAUGACCAGGGGCCUCCAGAAAGGGUAGUUUUAUUGGGAGAGUUCAUGCAUCCGUGCGAAGAUGACAUUGUUUGUAAAUGCAAAACAGAAGAAAACAAGGUGCCUUAUUUCAACGCCCCAGUGUACUUGGAUAAUAAAGAACAGAUUGGCAAAGUGGAUGAAAUUUUCGGGCAGCUAAGAGAUUUUGGCCUUGUGCGGUGCCCUGUGGGCCUUGUGCGGUGCCCUGUGGGCCUUGUGCGGUGCCCUGUGGGCCUUGUGCGGUGCCCUGUGGGCCUUGUGCGGUGCCCUGUGGGCCUUGUGCGGUGCCCUGUGGGCCUUGUGCGGUGCCCUGUGGGCCUUGUGCGGUGCCCUGUGGGCCUUGUGCGGUGCCGGGGCAAGGCGCUGUGGUUGCGCGCCGAGUCUGGUCUCGAUUUGUGCCGCUCCUUCGCGGGGCUGGAGGGUGGCACGUUCAACCCUCAUACAGGUGAGCGAAGAACGUGCCCGUCCCCGCUGCUCACUUUUUACACGUAG
Charadrius vociferus (killdeer) is the source of this 657-nucleotide messenger RNA. RefSeq lists its product as uncharacterized. NCBI's taxonomy places the organism in Eukaryota, Metazoa, Chordata, Aves, Charadriiformes, Charadriidae. Gene Ontology annotation, cellular component: box H/ACA snoRNP complex. Gene Ontology annotation, molecular function: box H/ACA snoRNA binding. The transcript is spliced from 4 exons. The coding region runs from base 1 to 657 and encodes 218 amino acids. Gene Ontology annotation, biological process: ribosome biogenesis; snoRNA guided rRNA pseudouridine synthesis. The record is from RefSeq and is a predicted model, not a curated record.